Messenger RNA from Giardia duodenalis, 1410 nucleotides. RefSeq lists its product as uncharacterized. The coding region runs from base 1 to 1410 and encodes 469 amino acids. The transcript has a single exon. Lineage: Eukaryota; Fornicata; Diplomonadida; Hexamitidae. The record is from RefSeq and is a predicted model, not a curated record.
AUGGAAGAUGUUGUUGAAGACCUCGGAUAUGAUAUCGCACUACCCAUGGUAGAUCACAGCCUCUCGUCUGCUACAGUAGCAGGGCGUGCAGCCAUAAAACUUCACCAGGAUAUCGAGCGGCUGGCCAUGGCAGAGUCAACUAUGGAAACAGCGAAAGCAUGUACAGAGUCCCAGAGGCUACUUUUUAUUUUCAUAACAACAUACGCGGAUCGUAUGAAUGUAAAGUUAGUACUCGCUGCUGAUACCCUUCAUCACAUGCCUCUAAAUGAGCAGGUGUUGGCAAUCCUAUCAGAUGUGGGGCUCCGAGAAAAAGUUGCUGCAGGACAGUGGGUGAGCGGUUAUAAGCUCACUAUUUCACUGUCUGUAGGCGAUGAUGUUUGCGAGGUGUUCUGCGAAAAAGGUGCGGUAGAACUACGGUCUGAGACAAUCGAUGUAGAUUUGCGUGCAGCCCUGCCGGCGGUCUGUCGUGCUGUGCUGCAAGAGCAGUCGGGUACUAAAAGGUCGAGGCUGUCUACUAAGCUCUUUUUGAGUAUGAAAAACCAGGAGCAUGGUGACGUCUACAAGCGGAGUGUUCGCAUAGACCCUGCCUUGUUCAGCUGCUUUAGCCAGCUCACUCCCCUCACAGCUUCGUCUGCAUAUUAUCGUACUGGAGAGGGAUCUGGUUCCAAGGGCUUUUUGUUCGUGAGCACUCACAUCCAUAGCAAAGAAAGCAUACUAUCUACCAUAUCUACUCACCUGCGUACUGGCUUUCGUCCAUGCUCGCUUACUGAUAGGCUCAAGCUCCCGAUCGAAUCCAGCAACAAAUACAAGAGCUACGCAGAUUGCCUUAGAAUUUAUAGCCUCCUUGAAGACCAAGGGCUUCUGAAAUUGUGUACGGAUGAGAACGAAAAGGUGGGCACGACGCUAGAUGUUGGGAUUCCUUCGGAGACCCUUGCAUCCUGGGUAGAAGCCAAUGACUCCGAUUGCGUAGACUCCAGUGAUCAAUUAAGUAUGCAAGCGUCCUGUGUACCGAUAGUCCUGUCAUGCAUGCCCACAAUCAGUCAAUAUCUAGAUAAGUUUGAUCCUUCUGGUAUGUGGCGAGACAUGCAACCGAAGGAGAUACGAGAGAAGUUGCUCCAAAAACAGGGCUUGCUUCAAAGUGCGCAGCAGAGAUUGAAACAAUCCAAAGUACUGGAGAAAGUUGGGAGCCCAGGUGGGUUUGAUUAUGCGUUACGAAGGCUCACAGACGGCAGUGACCUGCUUGGCGGGAUGCACUACCUUAUGAAGCCAGGGGCCGAGCACCGACUUGACGAAACAUGUGACUUGGAAGCUCUCUCACAGCAGUUAAUUCAAACCGCUGGUCCAGAGUUCGUGCGAGGAUCUGUUGGUAGCGCACUUCUGGGCCGGUAUAGACAAGAUUCCCUGCUCUAA